AUGGAAAACACAAUUUUCAUCAUUUUAUUAUCAAUUUUCAUUGUUUUCGUUGAAGGAGGAGAGCACAUCUUGAGAUUACAAGGUAACCCAAAACUCCCACUGAUAAAAAGUUAAUUAAUUAAUUGAUUUUUGUUCAGAGGGAAUUCAUGAAGCUACCACAUUAAUCGGUGUUGAAGAAGGUUCUAGUGUUUUGAUUCGUUGUGAACAUCCAAAUGGAAAAACUGAAAGUUUGAGAUGGUUACACGGAGGAAAUGAAAUAUCUGAAAAAUAUUUGAAGCAAACCAAAGAUGCGGUUUUUAUUGAGAUUUUGAAGUAUAAUAUGUAUAAGGAUGAUGGAGUUUUCGAAUGUUCAGCUGUAAGUGGAAGCUUUUUUGAUCACCUGUCCGAUCUUCACAAGGAUCUUGGAUCUUCUCUUGGAAAAAAAAAUUAAAAUUCUCAGAAUGUGAUCCUAUUCGGAAAUUUUCUUGAAAAAACUGGACUUUGUUCGAUUCCUUCUAAUCAAACCAAUAAAUAACGCUUUCUUAACUAAUAAAAUUUUGAUUUUAGCCUGGAAUGUCAGCGUCUUAUCGUUUGAAAGGAGAAAAGAAGCACAUUCUUCCCGAAGGUUUCCGUCAAUGUCAAGGAGAAGAAUUUGCCAAUUGUGAACAUGCUGAUUUCUGUCAAGUUGAAGAAUCAACAAAACAUACAAGUUGUGUGUAAGUUCUAAAAAAAUACUACCUACUGAAUCCAAUUGAAUCAAUAAUAUUCUUCAGUUGCGAACAAGGUUGGAUGGGUGCAUCAUGCAAUAUUUUCGAUACCUCGGUCAGAUCACAUUCCGUUGUCUCACAACCCAUUUGCGCUUAUUGUACGUCCUUUUUAACCCAUUUAUUUUCUUAUUUUGAUGAGAAAAAACAAUUUAUGUUGAGCUUCUCUUCCAAACGUAGACCUCUUUAGGCUUUCUAUCUCCUUAUCAUCAAUUGAACGAGAUUUCCAAUACAGGCUAGUACGAAAACUAUCAAAAUCCUUCUAACUUACUAGAACUUGUCCAUGUCUAUGCCUAACAAUUGUGUGAAAACAACCUUAUCAAAAAUAAAUUUAAAAAUAUCAUAAUAAAAUAAAUAUUUUUCAGGGCCACCUGUUGUGACUUUCAUCGUCUUCCUCACAAUUAUUUUCCUAUUGGCGUAUUGUUUAUACAAAUUCAAGGUUCGAAACCCGCAUCAUUACUCAAAAGCAGGAUAUUCACAACCUGUUCUUAACAACAAUACAAUCAAUAAAUUACCAAUGUAAGUUACUUUCAGAUAAUCUUGAUUUCAAUACAAAAAAUAUUUGUUUUCAGGGUGUCUGGAGAUUAUAAACCAGUUCGAAAAGAUCAUGAGAUUGUCUGA
Caenorhabditis angaria is the source of this 1364-nucleotide messenger RNA. NCBI's taxonomy places the organism in Eukaryota, Metazoa, Nematoda, Chromadorea, Rhabditida, Rhabditidae. The record is from the annotation of a GenBank genome assembly.